Paramecium octaurelia is the source of this 1067-nucleotide messenger RNA. The record is from the annotation of a GenBank genome assembly. NCBI's taxonomy places the organism in Eukaryota, Ciliophora, Oligohymenophorea, Peniculida, Parameciidae.
AUGAAAUUUGAUCAAUUUUAAGCUUCUACUCCAAUUAAUGGUGAAGAGACUGACUCUUUGAAAGGAAAGGAAGUAUCUUUAAUAGUAUUUCCUAAAAGGUUUCUAAAUCCGAUGAGUACCUUCAGAAUGAAAGGAGUAUCUUAAGUUUAUAAUAUUUUUUAAGGAUUUCCAUCUAUUUGCAGAUGCUCAAUACAUAAAAUAGCAUGAUAUGCUGAAAAUUGGCAUCAGUUGCCAAAAUUCUUAUAAAAAAAUUUCGAGAAUAAUAGUGGAUUAAUCUGCUGGGAUGAUCAAAUUAUGUUACACUUAACUUGAUUUUUCAGAAACCCCUUGGGAAUAUGUGACUAAAAGAUUAUAAAGCAUGGGCGAUGUUUAAAUGAACUUAUUAAGUGAAUAUAUUAAAUAGUACUAUGAACAACUAAACUCCGGUUUACUGUAGGAAAAUAAAGACUUUGUAAUCGAUUUAAAACUAUCAACAUUAUUUUAGAUUCCCCAAGAGAAUUACAGAUCAUUUGGAUCGAUUCAAUAUAAGUAUUUGAAGGGCUUAAACCAGUUUUUUAUCACAGCUUAGAUCUAUGACAUCAAAUUAAUUCAAGAUUUAGGUUAUUCGAUACAAUAUUUUGUUGAUUCCUGCAUGAAGAUUGGAAUUCCAGAGUACAAAAAUUUAUAAAUAAAUCUCAAGAAUAUCUUUAUAACCAGGGUGCACAAAUGUUGAUUACUACAAAAACGUUAUGGAGUUUGCAAAGCCUUUAACGAAACCAACAGAAAAGUAAGAUUUCUAUUUAUACUCUCCUCUCUAUCCACAAGUAAUGAAUUCGUGUUCAUUUCUUUAGGGCGUAAAAUGUGAUGUUACAUUUUAAGUGACAAAAGAUCGUUUGGAUGUGGAGGGUGACGCACUCAUUAAUUUUAAUUUUUAUUUAAAUUACAACCCUUCAUUGCGUAAUAAUUAAGCACUUUUGCCUUAAAAGAAAUUAAAGUCGUAAAAUUGUAUUGCACAUUAUUACGAACUCAUGGAUCAUCAAUAUAUGAGGUGUGGAAUUAAGAAAGCCAAGCUGAAUUCUAUGGUUUGA